Molecule: messenger RNA, 441 nt
Organism: Cryptomeria japonica (Japanese cedar)
Lineage: Eukaryota; Viridiplantae; Streptophyta; Pinopsida; Cupressales; Cupressaceae
Product: ethylene-responsive transcription factor 1A
Exons: 1
Coding region: 1-441 (146 amino acids)
Biological process (GO): regulation of DNA-templated transcription; ethylene-activated signaling pathway
Molecular function (GO): DNA binding; DNA-binding transcription factor activity
Source: RefSeq, a predicted model, not a curated record
AUGGAGAUUUCAGGAUUGAGUAAGUUUGAGAAGAUUGGACAGUAUUUGCUUGGUGACGAUGCGAUUUCUGCCUGCACUCUCCUUCAACAUCUCCAUCAAUCCACUGAUUUCGUUGAAGCGAGUAAGGAAAAUGGUAUCUUAGUACAGAAGGCCGAGAACGCUUCAGAUGAAAACUGGACUGCAAAUAAUAAUUUGCAGAAUGAUAAACGUUCAGAGAUGAGAAAUGAAUGCGGAAAGAAAGGGAACAAGCUAUACAGAGGAGUGAGGCAACGACGAUGGGGGAAGUUUGCAGCAGAAAUAAGAGACCCAGCAAAAGGGCGGCGCAUUUGGCUGGGCACCUUCCCCACUGCAGAAGCUGCUGCUGUAGCGUAUGAUCGUGCAGCCUUCAAAAUACGUGGAGCCAAAGCUUUGCUCAACUUUCCCCACAGCAUUAAUUCCUAG